This is a messenger RNA of Armigeres subalbatus, 2118 nucleotides long. RefSeq lists its product as uncharacterized. Gene Ontology annotation, biological process: SCF-dependent proteasomal ubiquitin-dependent protein catabolic process. NCBI's taxonomy places the organism in Eukaryota, Metazoa, Arthropoda, Insecta, Diptera, Culicidae. Gene Ontology annotation, cellular component: SCF ubiquitin ligase complex. Gene Ontology annotation, molecular function: protein binding. The transcript is spliced from 4 exons. The record is from RefSeq and is a predicted model, not a curated record. Bases 300 to 1949 code for a protein of 549 amino acids.
CAUACUUACUUCGGUACAAGAGCGCUUCGAUACAUUCACAUGACAGGAAAUCAAUUGUGAAAAAACAGCUUCCUGUUAAAUAUUUUUGAUGACAAUCGACAAUUGAUGAGAUCGAACCGUUUCUAUAUGUUUACGUUGACAAACACCUGUUGGAUUUGUUUUUGAGAAUGCUAACUUACAAUGCCAAAUCUACAACCGCCUUGAAAAUGCAUUAUUACACAUGUUAGCUAUUAAUAACCCUUCCACAUGGAUUAUUGAUCAAAUAUUUGUGAAAAUUUGUUCACCCGACCCAAGCAAGCAUGGAAAUUGAAAAUCUUCCCAUUGAAUUGCUGGAAAAAAUCUUCCAGCUCCUACCUACGGAAGACCUGGAGAGUGUUGCUUUAGUUUGCCUUGCGUGGAAAGAUAUUAUUCUCACGACCAUAAUUCCGAAGUAUGUGACCAUUCACCUAAAACCGGUCCAUCCAGUUACACAUCAACUGAUCACGAUGCCGUCAUUACUGUCCAUGCACUCAAAGAAUCCCUUCGUGAAAUCACAUUACAAAAUCACAAUUUCCAAUGAAGAAUUAGUGCAUUCGCCAGAGUUUAUCGAUUUCUUCAAGCAGUGCGGUUCCAACAUAAAAUACCUCCACCUGCAAGUCAUUCAACUGUCGGAAGAAAUUCUCAAAGCAUUUCCCUAUUUAGAAAACUUGGAAGAACUGUGUUUAACAACCGAAUCCGAUGAACUUUACGCCCCGAAACCGAAGCAUCCUGAAGAUUACCUAUCCGUCUUCAAAAACCUCAAAUCUCUUAACCUUUUCCUCCCCAACUAUUUCAUCCUUCUCAACGCUCCUCUCCUAUCUUCUUGUCCCCUCGCCCGCAUAUGCUUCGAACGCUUCGAAGUAGAUCUGCGCCACCUGAAGCCUCUUCUGCAGCAGCACUCCCCCACCCUACGCGAAGUCACGGUCAAGGUGGAAGAAAUGAAACCCUUCCUACAAUUCCUUAACUCCCUCUCGGAUCUCAAACUGCGCAAACUCAACAUCAAGAGCGGUGGCAACGAGGACGAUUUCACCGAUGCGCUCGUCCAGCUGUUCGACCUACAACCCCAGCUGCGGGUCCUCCGAAUCGGGUCCGAGUUGUCCCUACGAGCUGUUUCGCAAAUUCCGAAGAUGUUGCUCGAAUUGGAGGAACUGGAGCUGAUCGCCGAGAGCAUCCACGACUGCAAGGCAUUCGCCGAGUUGAAGCAGCUUCGCAAGUUAACCAUGUCGCUGUACGACGUCCGCGCUUGGGACGAAACGGCUUCCAUUGAGAGCGUAGUGGACUUUUCGCUUUCCGUGACGUUUCCGCUGGUUUCGCCGGCCGUGUUCUGCUCAUUCCCAAACGCCCGGCGUCUCUAUUUGGAAGACGUUGACGACGAUUCACUCAUGCGAGAUAUCAUCGUGGUUCAGACCUUGAUGGACAAGGUUCAACGGGUAGAGCACUUGGAUUUGGAGAACUAUGUGCUCAAAGAACGUGAAAUUCUGAACGAAAGCGUCCAACGAUUCGACACGAUCGAAGGUUUGAAAACGCUCAAGUACAGCUGCCGGGAUAUGUCGGAUGCGUCGUUGCUGACGAUGGCACUGCCGGAGCUGCGGGAACUCCACCUGACGCACUGUCCUCGGGUGACUUUCAAGGGAGUUUCUUUUUUGGUACGCAACUGUCCGCUGAUCGAAACGCUGCACAUCGAAUACAACAAAGCGGGAUUCAACGACGAUUGUAUGGAUAUUAUAACGAGGAAAUUGACGCGCCUUCGGCGGUUGCAUUUGGUUAAUUUGAAAGGAUUGACCAAUGCGAGCGUGGAGAUUAUUUUGACCAAUUGCAAACGAUUGAGGGAGUUAACAUUUUCCUACUGCAUUGGUAUAACAAUGGACAAGGCGGAUGCUAUUGAGAAACUCAGUGCACUAAAGACAUUGCGCAAUUUAGUCUACAGUUGAAACACUUACGUGGGAGAAUUUAAAUCGUUGGUUUGUCGAAGAUAUCGCAAGGUUAUGCUAUGAAAUAAAACAGUUUAUUGUAUGUUAAAAAUUUCAGUGAAUAUUUUAAUUUAGAUGCUUCAUCUAUACGAUUUAAAGUAUAAAUAAUUAAAAAGCAAAUCAAAUUCAA